Molecule: messenger RNA, 888 nt
Organism: Cheilinus undulatus (humphead wrasse)
Lineage: Eukaryota; Metazoa; Chordata; Actinopteri; Labriformes; Labridae
Product: protein lifeguard 1-like
Exons: 6
Coding region: 1-888 (295 amino acids)
Biological process (GO): negative regulation of apoptotic signaling pathway
Cellular component (GO): Golgi apparatus; endoplasmic reticulum; membrane
Source: RefSeq, a predicted model, not a curated record
AUGGACUUCUGUAGCACUGUUGCCUCACAGCAAGAAGGUUCCUGGUUCAAAUCCCGCUACCAAGAGAAGAAGACUCCACCUAACUCUGCUGACCCCGCCACAGACCCUCCACCCAAAGACAAGGCAACUGACACCCAGUCUACUGAGAAUGAAUCUAGCAGUGACAUAAGCCCAGAGGCCACAUCAGACAGCACCCAACUUACAGAACCGUCCUCCUUCGAAGACAAGAAUGUGAGAAGAGGUUUUGUCCGAAAGGUGUUCUGCAUCGUGAUCCUGAUGUUUCUGUUCACCUUUGCCGUGGUGUGUCUGUUCACCUUCUGUAAACGUUUGAAAGAUGCGGUGCAGGAAAACCUGUGGGUAUAUCUGAGCUCCUACAUCAUCUUCACAACCGUCAUCACGAGCUUUGCUGCCUUCAAAUCCUUCAGUCGGCGUCACCCGUGGAACAUUGUAGGACUGGUUUUGGUCACUUUGAGCCUGUCCUACAUGGCGGGAACCAUCGCCUCCUUCCACGAUACCACAUCUGUCCUCAUUGCUAUGGGAUCAACGAUCAUCAUUUUCGCUGUGAUUAUCGCCUUUUCUGCUCAGGAUCGAGUUAAAUUCAACACCUGUUAUGUGAUUCUGCUGAUUAUUGCUGUGGAUGUCAUCAUGUUUGGGAUAAUGUAUGGGAUCUUCAAAAGUUUCCAUCCCUCACACAUACCCCACAUCCUCCUUGGAUCAUUCGGGGCCUUUCUGUUAUCGAUGUGUUUGUUGAUCGACGUUCAGCUGAUGACGGGGAAGAUGAAAGACCGUGUGGAUCCUGAGGAAUAUGUCUUUGCUGCCCUCCUGAUUUACCUGGACAUCGUGAUCAUCUUCAUCUGGUUCCUUCAGAUAAUGGGACAAUACAGCUGA